AUGCCCCGCCGACGCCGCCACAGAGCGCACCGCCGCCCGACUACGUCGAGCGACGACACUUUGGCGUCCAUCUUUGAUGCAGCGGCCAGCGUGGAUAUCGGGACCGCCAUAUCUCGCAUACCCCGACAACGGCGCGAGCUCGUUCGAUCGCUCACCGGCGAGGACAUCGAAUUCAUUCUACUCGUCUCGAUUCAGUCUGGCCUGAUCGUCGACACAGCAUUUACGGAGCCCACACAGAGGGCAGAUUGGCGUGCGCACAUCACCGAGACGGCCGUAGGUCCUAUGAACGAAGAACGAGCUCUGCUGCUGCUCGUCAUGACGCGCUGCUCGUUCCGCAGGGGGAACAACUGGGGCGAACACCUGGAGAGAGCGAUGGCUUCCGUCGAGGUCCUUGGCAUCAUGCUGGAGGUCGCCGUGUAUGAGGGACGGUCUCUGUGA
This is a messenger RNA of Trametes versicolor FP-101664 SS1, 438 nucleotides long. RefSeq lists its product as uncharacterized. The record is from RefSeq and is a predicted model, not a curated record. The coding region runs from base 1 to 438 and encodes 145 amino acids. The transcript is spliced from 2 exons. NCBI's taxonomy places the organism in Eukaryota, Fungi, Basidiomycota, Agaricomycetes, Polyporales, Polyporaceae.